AUGGAUAAAUCAGGUGACGCGCACGGGGUAGUUCAGCCGCGUCGUAUUGUUUCUUCUCCCAUUAUGAACCGACAGGCAGAUCAAUCUUUCAUAAGAUUGCUCACAGAAGAGUAUUUCGUUGCCUUAGUGAGCAUGGACGAGGAUGAUGAAGAAUUACUGAUCAACACCACCAGCUUCCACCAUUUCAUGUCCUUUGUUUUCAACCCUUGA
Messenger RNA from Penicillium longicatenatum, 210 nucleotides. RefSeq lists its product as uncharacterized. The record is from RefSeq and is a predicted model, not a curated record. The transcript has a single exon. Lineage: Eukaryota; Fungi; Ascomycota; Eurotiomycetes; Eurotiales; Aspergillaceae. Bases 1 to 210 code for a protein of 69 amino acids.